Molecule: messenger RNA, 942 nt
Organism: Trypanosoma cruzi
Lineage: Eukaryota; Euglenozoa; Kinetoplastea; Trypanosomatida; Trypanosomatidae
Product: nitroreductase, putative
Exons: 1
Coding region: 1-942 (313 amino acids)
Molecular function (GO): oxidoreductase activity
Source: RefSeq, a predicted model, not a curated record
AUGAAGAGAAAUGGCAUAAAAAGAGGCCUGUGGGAUUCUUUAAUUUUGUAUUGGCGUUGGAAUCGAGAAAACCUUUUGAGGAAUGUUUCUACAUUUGCGGAAAAUGGCAGGCACGUGAUUGGUAUGGAUGGUCCUGUGGAGGCAGGUAGUGAAAAGGACGUGGGGCGUGGGAAUUCAUACAUGCCUCCUAUUUUUUCCUCGAUGCCGCCAUCACCAUCAUCAUCAUCAUUGCCGCUUGAUACCAUGAAACGUGUAGUACACGAGCGUCGCUCCUGCAAGCGAUUUGACCCAACAAAGCCAAUUGAUCUCGACGUAGUUUCUGAUCUUCUCGCCAUGACGGUGCGGGCUCCUACCGCCCUGAACUUACAGCCGUGGGUGGCUGUUGUCAUACACGAGGAGGAGCAAAGAGAAACCCUCUCGCGUGCGGCCCUGGGGCAACCGCAGCCUCGUGACGCACCGGUGACUGUUGUGUUCGCUGGUGACAUGGAGCCGGAGAGCAAUGCCCCGGCCGCGCUUGAGAUGGGGCUGGAGAGUGGGUACUACCACUCACUUUAUGGCGCAGCCUAUCUGCGACAUGCGUACUACCUACUUCACGGUGGCCCAUGUGAAGCCAUGUCACAUGUUAAGGCGAUUGUGUCUGCAUGGUAUAGUGAAAGCACUGGCAACGCGAUGCUGUCGGUUCCUAGAAAUAAGCAGGCGUAUGCGUGGAAGCAGGUUAUGAUACCGGCAACGACGUUUCUUUAUCUUGCAACGGCAGCAGGGUUUGACACGGCAAUUUUGGAAGGGUUUGAUGAGGCGCAGGUGCGGCGUGUGGCAGGGUUACCGCCACGAUUCACAGUGCCGGUGAUUAUUAGUGUUGGGCACGGUGCGAAGAACGGGUUUCACUCCGUACGCAGCCCACGAUUUCCCACGAAGCAUUUGGUUCGGUGGGGAAAGUUUUGA